CGAUGGUCUACGUUCUUGAAAACUUGAAGACUCGAAUAUAUCUGAAUCUAUUCUGUGUUCACAUUUCUUAUGAUACUUUAUUAUCGUACACGAAUAGCUAACUCGAAAUCAGCGGAGAACCAGAUAUUCUCCUGAUAAUAUCCCCCUUCUAAAUCCGCAGGUUUUGGGUAAUUCAAUAUUUAGUGAAAAUAUGGAUGCUCCCGAGCAAGAUCGAGAUAGGUAUAUCCAGAAGUAUUCAUCAGACCUAGUCUCAGAUUUUGAUCGUUCUCUUGCUUCAUUCUUGACGAAGCCUAACGGUCAGCUUCGAAGGCGUGUGCGGAAUAGGGAAACAGCCAGACUGACAUCCCAUGUCUUGGAGCCAUUUCAAGAGUUACCACAACUACUUGAUCCACAGUUACCUAAAUGGUUGCCAAGUUUAGCGGGAGCAUACCUGGGAUGUCUGCGAGACCAUCGUAAUUAUAGGUCGCUAUCUACACGAUCACAGCUUCUACUUCCUCUUUCAAAUGCCAUUUGCCAGAUCCUCUAUUCAUUCUGCAAGAUCCGAGGAGAGAAGGUUAUUGUCAUGUUUCUUAAUGUGGAGACGAAAUAUCUAGAGCUUCUCCUACUCGCCAUCGAAGACUCGGAGCGCGAGACUGAUUCGGCAAAUUCGUGGACCUGGCACGAACGAUACAUUGUCCUUCUCUGGCUGUCUCAGCUGUUCUUCGCCCCGUUUGAUCUCUCAACUAUAUCUUCUGGCGAUGCCGACGAUCUCGAUCGGUCUAUUGUACCUGGAUUUGAGUGGCCGUCUCAGAUUCCAGGUAUCACUUUACGAGUAAUCCCUCUAGCAAUCAAAUAUCUUGCAUCACCAGGAAAAGAAAGGGAUGGAGCCAAAGCCCUCCUAGUCCGCGUUGCGAUGCGAAAGGACAUGCAGGAGCUAGGCAUCUUGAAUGCUCUUGUCAAAUGGGCCCUAUCGACCCUAAACCCUUCGAAAGAUCAGCCAGUUGAAUCCCCGUACUAUUACAUCGGCACUCUAUCAUUCCUGGCUGGGAUACUUAGUGCUUCAGCAGAUACGUCCAUCAUGGAUCCAUAUCUGUCAGCCAUUUUCAACGCUACACAAUCUAUUGACACGGAAGAAAAUGCUGCUUUCGAUGUUAUCAAGGAAUCCGCGCUUGCUCGGAAGAUGUUGAUCAAGGUCAUGCGUUCGGUUGUCACUCUAGUAUUACGAAAGACGGAACAGACUGCUUCUGAUACCGAAAUGGUAGAGAUAUCGAUCAGCUAUCUUCUGGGAAGGUUAGCAGACAAUGACACCCCUGUGCGACUUGCUGCCAGCAAAGCCCUCAGCAUUAUCACGCUUAAGUUAGAGCCUGAAAUGGCCUCCGAGGUUGUUGAGGCUAUUCUAGGAACACUCAACCAGAAUGUCCUUUGGGUGAAGAAUAAGUCAAAUCCAUCUGCUCCUCCAACUAAGGAUAUUACAGCGGUUGACCCGUUGGAGUGGCACGGUUUAAUGCUUACUCUGUCCCACCUUCUUUAUCAGAGGUCACCACCGGCCGAGAAUCUGUCGGACAUUAUUCAUGCUCUAUUAAUGGGACUUUCCUUCGAAAAGCGAAAUCCAUCAGGGGGUUCAAUUGGCAGCAACGUCAGGGACGCGUCUUGCUUUGGUAUAUGGGCCCUUGCUCGUCGGUAUAGCACGUCUGAGUUGCUUCAAGUACAGACAAAAUCCAUCUUAGUCGCUAGGGGGCAUGAUCCUACAGCCUCGAUAUUACAGGUGGUCGCGACCGAAUUAGUUGUGACUGCUUCGCUUGAUCCCGCUGGAAAUAUCAGGCGUGGUGCAUCCGCCGCCCUUCAGGAACUGAUCGGUCGACAUCCCGACACCGUAGAGAAGGGUAUUUCCGUUGUGCAGACGGUCGAUUACCACGCCGUCGCCCUGCGUUCAAGAGCGAUCCAUGAAGUCGCUUUACAGGCAACUAGACUCUCACCGCACUAUGGACGUGCACUUUUAGAGGCGACCCUUGGAUGGCGAGGUAUUGGGGAUAUGGACGCAGGGGCUCGAAGAGUAGCAGCCUCUUCCUUUGGUAAUCUAACAGCAGAAGUCAUCAAAGUCGAGACCUCCAAUCCUACAGAGCGCUUUAAGGAAUCCAUCGACUUGCUACUCUCGCGACUUCGAGCUCUGCAAGUGAGACAAGUAGAAGAGCGGCACGGACUCCUACUAAGCCUUGCGACUGUCCUCGACCUGCUUCCUUUACUUCCCAAUGAAUCCCUUCGAGAUACACCAAUAACUGAAAUAUGUGCUGCUCUGAAAGAAAUCCUACAGGAUGCCAAGACUAAAACCUACAGAAAACCGGAAUUAAUUGCAGAGGCUACCGCCGGACUGGCGGUGUCCGGAGCGCCAGCUCUUUUGUUAAACGUUACACGAGGAGAGUCUCGACUUGAAAAUUUGCAGUCCGGUCCCUUUAUUGUUGAUGAGGCUAACUCGGCGGCCUUGAGAUCGGUCGCGGAGUUUUUAGACACAUUGCAAGUGGAUCGUCCGAAGCAACUCGAUGAGAUAUUGGCUAUUUUGCAGGAUAAUCUAAACACAUGGCUUGACAGAAGUGAAAGCGAAGUAGUAAAAGCCUCGUCCAAAGCCGCAUUGAUCCUUCUUCUCUUUGCUCACCGGCAACAGUGCAUGCAGAUCAUUGAGACAUGGGCCAAUAAAGUGCGCCACACGCCAGCAACACGCAGCAAGCACGGUGACGGGUUCUUCCAUGCUCUGUCCGGUGCGUACCAACUUCAGCAGUACCGACACGACCAAUCAGAAGGUGUUCUGGUGGGAAAUGUCCUCGCAGAACGAUGGAAUUCAGACAACUACAUCGAGACUCGCGUCGCUAUUCUCCAGAGCCUAGUCGGUAGAUCAAUCCUCAAAGACAGAGCAUUGGAUUUCCUAGAUAUCGUCUCAGGAGGUCUUGACGAUUAUACCACAACUGCUCGUGGCGAUAUUGGCUCUCAUGUGCGACUAGAGGCGAUCAAAGCAACCAAGACUUUAUGGGACGCGAAGAGAGAUGACGAACAGGUUAUCUCGGUUCUAUUCCCCCGCAUACUCCGCUUGGCUUCUGAGAAACUAGAUCGAGUUCGUAUUGUGGCGCAGUCUGUGCUGGCUACGCUCUUGGAAUCGAGACACGCUAAAAUAUUCUCUGGGUUAUCUUUCUCUUCGAAAGAUUACUUCGACUUUCUUCUCCGUCUUUGCAAUGCAGAGCGACUAGACCAGGGUAUAGUCAAAGUGUGGACGCCCGACGAAGAGGACUGUAUAUCAAUAUUAUUAGCGGGCUUGGUAACCUCAGCCGACACAGGUAACGAAGAUCUAGUGAUAGUUAGCAGAGCUGCGCUUGCCGACUUCUGCGUAGACUCGUCUGAGAAUCUAAAGCGGAUAUGUGCUGCGCUUGUUCACAAUCUCAAGGUAUACCAGGGCCAGGACCGAAUCGUAAUCCCUACGCUCGAGGUCGUGGCGUACUUAUUCCACGCCGGUCUGCUGCAGCUCUGCCCCGAAAUUAACCUGAGGCAGCUGUGCGUGCUAGUGCAGAAAGCGGCGUACAAGACCGGAAGCGUGCGUAAGCUCGAGGCUUGCAUUAGGGUCUACGGCGCCAUCGCGGCUGUUGACGUGAACGAUCAAGUAGCGGGUGAGAUGGUGACGAAGAGGCGCGAAGGCGUUCUUGAGGCGAAGAAGAGGCUCGGCGCUCUAAUGACGCAUCCAUGGCCUCGGGCAAGGUGCCUAGUUGUCGACGAGCUGUGGAGUUUGACGGAUGAAUAUGAGAACGCAGAGAUGAGGAAGUUAUUGACUGUGGAUUGGAGUAAGGCUGAGAAGUCUUACGUUAAAAAGGUUGUUGGAGAGCUUGGGCUUGAGUAGUAGAUCUUAGUGCUAGAUCCUAUGCAUAUUUUGAGCGUGAGACUGACAAAUUAAUCAUCAACCUUGAACCCACCAAAGGAACACUUGUGAUAGAUUAUUACAUCCCAUUAAAGACUUAAUAAGUUGACCAGCCUACCACAAAUCUCGGGGAACGACACUCGUGAAACAUGAGGUAGUUUGACAGGAAAUUAUACGAUCACACAAACACAUUGAGGGAUAUAAGA
Annulohypoxylon maeteangense is the source of this 4080-nucleotide messenger RNA. Its product is annotated as tubulin folding cofactor D C terminal-domain-containing protein. The transcript has 3 exons. Gene Ontology annotation, biological process: microtubule cytoskeleton organization; tubulin complex assembly; post-chaperonin tubulin folding pathway. Gene Ontology annotation, molecular function: beta-tubulin binding; GTPase activator activity. The coding region runs from base 191 to 3856 and encodes 1221 amino acids. Lineage: Eukaryota; Fungi; Ascomycota; Sordariomycetes; Xylariales; Hypoxylaceae. The record is from RefSeq and is a predicted model, not a curated record.